CUUCUCUGUUCUUCCCGCCAUCUCGUGAGUCGUGAGUCGUGACUCGUCUCACUCCACGCACACGUGAAUCCUCGUCUCUCGCGUUCUCCCGUCGUCACAUGUCGUAUCGUUGGCGGACCUGACGUGUCGCCCCGCUGCUCUCCCCCGCGGAACAUGCCACCGCUUGCGGUCGGGCCAGCGUCUGCUCCCCCGUCAUUCCACACGACCCAGCGCGACCAUGGCGGUUCGACCCCGCGCAUGAGAGAGUCGCCGCCAAAACCACGCGCGGGGAAAGGAGGUGUCGGCGGAGCGUGCAUGGCGGGGGAGGGUAAUGUUCGAUGGGCGCGGAUGAUGGUGCGCUGCCCCAUAUGGGCGCACACACCGCCCGCGACGGGGCGCGUAGGGGCGGCUCAACCGUCAGAUACGGCAGCAGGGCAGGCCACACGCCAUUCACCACCUGCCACGUCACCUCAUGUAAAUAGCCUGUCUAAUUUCGCCCGAAGCCGCGUUGACUCGUGUUCCGUGAAUGGGCACUCUUCGCAUGCUGCCACGCCACAUAGCGAUGAUCGCCUGGCAUCGCCCUCGUUGCUCGCGCCCUCUCCUCCCCUCCGCCCCCUCUCCGCGUGCCCCUCCGCUUUGCCUCAGCAGCCGUCUCGUGCGGCGGCAGCCACUGAAGCUACUUGCGCUGAGCACGCGCAAGGCGCAAGGGCAAAUGUCGCGAUGAAGCGGCAGGGCGGCGAGAGGUGCGCGGAAGAGAGAGGCGCAGCGGAGUGUCGAGUUGAGGAGUGUAAUAGGCCUCCCUGCGACGCGGCCGCCCAGUUGACCGGAGGUGAAGCGGAGUGGGGGAGCGCAACGGCCGUUCCUCGUGGCGGCGCAGGCGGGCGUGCCGAGGGCGCGGGCGAGAGGCGACACGAGGCGGCUGUGUCUGCUGCUGCUGCCGUGGUUUCGCCGCGCCACGUGGGCAACGUCGGUUGUCGGACUAGCGGCGCAGAUCUCGUACCCCUCGCCGCACCACAGCCGUCACCGCUGCAACAGUCACCACCCCAGCACGCCGCCCUACCACCACCACCACCACCAGCACCACCAGCAGCGGCGGCGUCGCUGUCGCCGGACGGCGUGGAAAAGCCCGGCGGCAGCAACUCGUUGGGCGAGGCGGCCCUGCCUCUGCUGGACGUGGCCGCUGUGCAGAGCCGGAGAGCCCAGGAAAUCGCCGCAGCGGCUGUCACGCCAGGCGCGUCUCGUGCGCGCGGCGGAUUGUGGAGUCCGCUGGGUAGCCCCGCUGGCAUCAGCCCGUGCGCCCGUGUGGCCGGCAGCAGCGCAUUUGCGCCUGGCGCGGGGGCGGGACUCGCGGGCUACAUGCCGAGCCCUGAUUGGUCCACGGGGUAUCUCACCCCCCUGAUGCCUAGCCCCGACAUCCGCGCUGCCUCCCGCCAUCGUCCCCCUCAGGGUGCACAGCCCUUCGCUAGCGCAAGCGGCUCUAGUGUGGCGGAGGCAGGUGUGGCGAAGGGGAAGGCAAGUCACGGAGGCAGCGGGGGUGGGAACUGCGGGUGGACGGCGGGGAUCAGCGGACUGGCGUUAGGCGUGUCGCCCGCCGUGCAAGGCGCGGGCUCAGCGGGCGGCGUGCAGCAGUGGAGCGCAGCGAGCAGCAGGGGGGGGAGCCCGCGGGGGGACGUGGUGGCGCGUAGCAGGUCAGUGUCGUCCGGGGGGAUGCUGUGGGCGGAGGAGCUGGAGGCGGCUGUGAGCGGCGCAAGUGACGGGGAGGGGCAGCGCAUUGCGGAUGUCGUUGAGGCGCUGAGGGGUGCAAUGGGGGCAGAAUCGGCGGGCAGGCAGGGGGCGCAGGGUGGUGAAGGGGAAGUGAUCGGGGGAGGGCGGGCAGGCGGCGAGGAGCAGAGCGAGGUGAGGAGUGGCGUGGAGGCGGGGGAGGGUGAAGUAGUGGGGAGGGAGGCGAGUGGAGGCGUUGCAGCAGCGGAGGGAAGCAGCGGUGGGUGCGGGGUGAGGGAUGGCGUGGGGGUUGCGGGGGAGCAUGGCAUGGAGGGCAGGGAGGGUAGUGAGGGUAGUGAGAGGUGCGUGGUUGGUGUGCAUGGGGAUGGGCCAAGAGAGGGGUCACAGGGUGGUGCAGAGCAAAGCAGGGGAGGAAGUAGGGGGCAGGGAGGAGGAGAGAGUAGAGCCAACGGGCUAGUGAUGGAAGAGGGCGGGCUGGGAGCGGAGGGGGAUGAGGCAGCUGGGAAAAGGCGCAAGGGGGAGCAGCGUGGGGGGUUGGGGGAGUGUCUGGGCGUGGUGAGGGAGGUGUCACGGGAGUCAUCGAGUGCGCGUAUCAUGCUGGCAGACGCAGGGGUGGCGGAGCUGCUGCUGCGCCUGCUGGACGAACGAGUGCACCCGCCACACGUGGUGAGCACGGCGUGCCUUAUCACCCUCAACCUGGCUCUUGAACCCGCCCUCAAGCGCAGGCUGGGAGGCGAAGCAGCUGUGGCGCAGCUGUUGUCGCUGCUGCAGUCGCGCGAGGAGGCGGUGUGUGAUGCAGCUGUGGCGGCGGUGAGCAGCCUGCUGGCGGAGGAGAGCAACCGCAGGGUGGCCACGGGGAUGGGCGCCACGGGGCUGCUGGCAGAGAUCGUGAGGGAGGAACGGAAGGGGCCGCGCAUCCACAAGGAUGCGCUCAUCGGCCUCUUCAACCUCAGCAUCGACCCGCACACACGUGAAGCUGUGCUGCUGCGGCGCGACCUUGUCCCCCGAGUUCUCGCCCUGCUGUCCGACCAAGGCUCCAGCCCCGCGCACAUGCCUGCUGCUGCCCUGCUGGCAGUGAUGGUGCGCGUGCCGGCAGUGUGCCACGUGGUGGAUGGCAACCAUGGCGUCCCCGUGCUGGUGCAGGCGCUGGAGGACGGCGAUGCAGCCAUGCAGGCCCACGUGGUGGCUGUGCUGCUGCAGCUCGCACUCACCAUCACCGCCACACGGCAGAGAAUCUUCCAGGAAGGCAUAAUUCCUUCUCUUGUCGUGCUUGCUGAAGGGUCCACGGGCCGCUCUCGAGACAAGGCUAUGAAGCUGCUGGCCCUGCUGCGUGCAUGUGAGCAACAGUCACGGCCGUAGCUUAGCUUGGGUGAGCAGGUGCAUUAGUAUUGUUCAGGGCACGGCACGACAUUCCCAGUUGCUAGCCCGUACUUCAGUAGCAUAUGGAACGACUCGUGUUCUAAAAAAGCAUCGCUUACGAUGGUGGGCGAUUGAGGUGGCCUCUAGUACGGCCGACACUCACGAACCAUUGGCAUGAACAGCAUGCUUAAUGCCUUCAAGAUGUGAUAUGUGGAAUGUGAUGGUAUUGCGACGCAACCAAUGCCGUUGCGUUGUGUGCUUGUGAAUGCAACCUUAUACAAACGGAAAGGUUGUGCUUGGAAACAUGUACUUUGUGGCU
This is a messenger RNA of Closterium sp. NIES-67, 3379 nucleotides long. The record is from the annotation of a GenBank genome assembly. NCBI's taxonomy places the organism in Eukaryota, Viridiplantae, Streptophyta, Zygnematophyceae, Desmidiales, Closteriaceae.